Danio rerio (zebrafish) is the source of this 2015-nucleotide messenger RNA. The record is from RefSeq and is a predicted model, not a curated record. NCBI's taxonomy places the organism in Eukaryota, Metazoa, Chordata, Actinopteri, Cypriniformes, Danionidae.
GCGGCAACAGUAUUCACGCGCAUUCUCAGUGCAAUGGGAGUCCUGUAAGGAUGGACCCACGGCAAAUCCUGCGAAUUUUGAUCGUUUUAUCGGGAUUGAACGGAGUAUGUGAUGCUCUGUUGUGUAACUGCACCGCUCCACACUGCGAGAGGGAUGGCUUUAAGUGCGAGACGAACGGCGCGUGUGUGGCCUCCACCUCCGUCAUUGAAGGACAGGAGCAACAUGUGCGUCUCUGCAUCCACAAGGAGAAGCUGGUUCCUCCAGGCCAGCCGUUCUACUGCCUCAGCGCUGAGGGUCUGAUGAACACACACUGCUGCUACACCGACUACUGCAACAGCAUCGACCUCAGGCUGCCAAUCGUGACGAAUGGGCCUGGUGCUGGGCAGGACUGGGGGCCGGUGGAGCUGACGGCGGUGGUGGCGGGCCCUGUGUUUGUGCUGUGUGUGCUGGUUCUGCUGGGACUCUUCCUCUUUCAGCACCACCAGCGGGCCUACGGGCACCGGCAGAGGCUGGAGGUGGAGGAUCCCAGCACUGAGCACAUGUUCCUGGCCAAGGACAAGACCCUGCAGGACCUCAUCUAUGACCUCUCCACCUCAGGAUCAGGCUCAGGCCUGCCUCUGUUUGUGCAAAGGACCGUGGCUCGUACCAUCGUCCUACAGGAGAUCAUCGGUAAAGGCCGCUUCGGUGAGGUGUGGAGAGGGAAGUGGAGAGGUGGAGACGUCGCAGUCAAGAUCUUCUCCUCUCGGGAAGAACGAUCCUGGUUUCGAGAAGCUGAAAUCUACCAGACCAUUAUGUUGCGCCACGAGAACAUUCUGGGCUUCAUUGCUGCAGACAACAAAGAUAACGGCACAUGGACUCAGCUGUGGUUGGUGUCAGACUAUCAUGAGAACGGCUCUCUGUUUGACUAUCUGAACCGAUAUUCAGUCACCAUCGAGGGCAUGAUCAAACUGGCUCUGUCGGCUGCCAGCGGCCUGGCACAUCUACACAUGGAGAUACUGGGCACUCAGGGUAAGCCUGGCAUUGCUCACCGUGACCUAAAGUCUAAGAACAUCCUGGUGAAGAAAAACUGCACAUGUGCCAUUGCUGACCUGGGCCUGGCAGUACGGCACGAGUCCAUCACUGACACCAUCGAUAUAGCUCCAAACCAGCGCGUCGGCACCAAGAGAUACAUGGCUCCGGAGGUUCUGGAGGAGAGCAUUAACAUGAGGCACUUUGACUCUUUUAAAUGUGCUGAUAUCUACGCUCUGGGUCUGGUGUACUGGGAAAUCGCCCGCCGAUGCAAUGCUGGAGGUAUUCAUGAAGAAUAUCAGCUGCCCUACUAUGACCUGGUGCCGUCAGAUCCCUCCAUAGAAGAGAUGAGGAAAGUGGUGUGUGACCAGAGAUUACGACCCAACAUCCCCAACUGGUGGCAGAGCUACGAGGCGCUGCGUGUGAUGGGGAAGAUCAUGCGUGAGUGCUGGUACGCGAACGGCGCGGCGCGUCUGACAGCUCUGCGCAUCAAGAAAACCCUUUCACAGCUCAGCGUGGACGAGGAUCUCAAAAUCUGAGCCGACCCAGGAAAAGAGAAUGUGUUCAGACAGGCUACACUCCAAACUCUCCUGCCAGUUUAACAAGUAUUUCCGUCCAGCGAGUUGUGACGGGGCCUACCUCACCCCACGCCAAAACUACUGAUCCCGCGCUACGACCCUUUUAUUGUCUAAUAAUCUACACUCUCAGACUGAAGAAACAACUGACCACUACUAGCGCCCGUUUCUGUAUUCACGCUGGACAUUUAUGUGCUCAAAUCAACUUCCCCAAAGAUCGUUUUGAAAACCUGGAUUGCAUAUAUUGAACUCUCUUAAUUCAGUUUAGCUUCAGUCAAGCCUAAAGGGGUAGUUCACACAAUAAUUAACAUUAACUCAUUUAAUUUACUCUCCCUUAACUGGUUUCAAAUGUUUCUGAGUAUCUUCCUUCUGUUGAACACAAAUUAAGAUGUUUCGAAGUAUGUUGAAAACCUGUAACCAUUGACUUUGCAU